Fusarium vanettenii 77-13-4 is the source of this 1929-nucleotide messenger RNA. RefSeq lists its product as uncharacterized. Gene Ontology annotation, molecular function: ubiquitin conjugating enzyme binding; zinc ion binding; ubiquitin protein ligase activity. Gene Ontology annotation, biological process: positive regulation of proteasomal ubiquitin-dependent protein catabolic process; protein polyubiquitination; ubiquitin-dependent protein catabolic process. The transcript has a single exon. The record is from RefSeq and is a predicted model, not a curated record. Gene Ontology annotation, cellular component: cytoplasm; ubiquitin ligase complex. The coding region runs from base 1 to 1929 and encodes 642 amino acids. Lineage: Eukaryota; Fungi; Ascomycota; Sordariomycetes; Hypocreales; Nectriaceae.
AUGCUGUCCUCUUCCAUUUCUUCGUCUCUUCAUCUUUACCCAUCUUUGAAUGCUAUGAGCAGCACUGGGGUUCCCGCGUGCGCGUGCGCACCAACGUACCAGGUCGUUUGCGCCUGUGGGGUAUUAAGCUGCUCUAACUGUGGUGCCGUCCACCAGCCACGCCUUUACGUUGAAGGUCUGGACCUCCCUGCCGUUUCUUACCUCGGCAAUCCCUACCCGAACCCUCUUUGUGCAAACUGCCGUGGCCCCCCUGGAUCUGACUGGAGAGACUGGGCACUAUACGAGGGUCACCCUUAUGGACCACCUCCAAGUAUCUUUACGCAACCCAGGGUGGCCAAUGCUCAAUUUGUGCCAGAAAAUGAGCCAUUACAAACGGGGACGGGGCAACCGAGCAAUCAGCAACAGCCGGAGGGGAGCAAGCAAAUCGACCGGAUCCUUAACAUCUCCAGGCGAUUGAGAGGCAGUUAUAUAACGGGGCGCACAAGAGAAUUAAGCGAAACUCACAAUCAGACAAAUCAGGGAGCAGAGCCUUCUUCCACGAGAAAAAGAUACCCAUGGUUCCGUUUAUCACGGGGAGAGCCCGACCGACCAACAAGAACAACAGGAGAGAUUACUACUCAAGGACCCGAGAGAGCAGGACCACUUUCAACAGGCGAGACACAAGCGAGGACCAGUCAACUAGAAGAAGAGCAACCCGCCGAAACCACGAAGCAAUCCAAGGCAAGGGAGAAAUAUGAGAGGUUCAGGAGAGCCAUCCAAGAAGAAAGACAACGCCAGCGUGAGAGAGAACAAGAGCGACGUGAAGAACAGCUUCGACGGAGACGCGAAAUGGAACUUCGCCUUCGAAAUGCUCAAGCAUUUCUGGAGGAGCAUCUCAUGGCAGUAGAAGAACGACGUCGACUUGCCCAAAUGGAACCAGAGAGACGAGAAAGCUUUGAGCGCGCCAGAUACCUACAACUAGAAGCACAACAGCAAUUUGCCAGAGUGGAACCAGAGGGACGAGAAGGUAUUGAGCGCCCCGGACUACUACAACUUUUGAGGGACCGUCAGAAACAGGAGAGACAAAGGGAAGGAAGACAGCUACGGACGGCGACAAGGAUGAGGACGACUGGUGGUAAAACCACGAAAGAGAAGAGCAGGGAGUGUACAAUCUGCGUCGAGACUUAUACGAACGUCCAGGAUUCCUUUCCCUUCCCGCCCGCCCUCCGAGAAUGCAGCGAACACCACGACAUGGACGUCUGCGUACUCUGUCUCUGCCACAGUAUCAAAUCUCAGCUCGAGUCACGAGGAACUGCAGCAGUCAGCGAUCUCAAGUGUCCUAAUCUAAGCUGUGAUCACAUAUACACCCACACACAGGUCCAGCUUCUGGCUGAUCCAGACACCUUUGUGCUAUACGAUCAAUAUUGCCUUAACGCCAGUCUAGCAAUGGAGCCCAACUUCCGGAGAUGUCUUCGCGGGAGGUGUACCAAUGGACAGAUCUACGAAAAUCUAGGCCCAGAUUAUCCGUCUAGAAACCGGAUUGUCUGUAAGGCAUGCGGUUUUGUCAUGUGCUUCAAACACAACCGUCCAUGGCAUCAAGAUCUCACCUGCGACGAAUACGACCUACAGAGAAAAGAUAGCGACAAAGAAACAGAAACCUGGUUAGCCAAAAGGACCAAGCCCUGCCCCAAUUGCAACAUCCCGAUCGAAAAGGGCCUAGGGUGCUUUCACAUGACGUGUCGAGCCUGUCGGUACGAGUUCUGCUGGGAGUGUCUAGCUGACUGGGGUAUCGCAAGUUCCGGUCAUGCAGGACACCGUCCAGAUUGCUUCUUUCGUAAGAGAAUGGCUCCUCCGCCUACGGCGAUGGUAGGGAGUACGAUUGUGGAGGCGGAGAGGAAUAGAGACAGAGCGGCCCAGAUGCGGGCAAGGAUUGACGGUCUUCGUCGUUGA